AUGUCGACCAACCAGACCGCCGCAAUGGCCUCCGAGAACACGCCUCUGCUCGCCAAUGCCGGGCAGCCGGCCCAAGUGCCGUCGCCAGGUCCCGAGCAGGGCGCCGAGCCUUCCACUCCCCCGCCGACGCGGCCGCCCCGGGACAUGGUCGUCCUGUCAUGCUUGUCGCUGCUACUGUCCCUUCCCGCGGCGGGCCUCCUGAUCGCCUUCCUUGUCAUCUAUGACUCCCAGAAUCUGCGCGACAGGCCCUCGUACUGGUGGGUGCGCGAGAGUGCGAUAGGCGACCUGUAUCUUGCCCUCUUCGCAGCCGUGCUCUCGGGCCUCAAUCUGGCUCGGCUGCUCUGGCGCGGCAGGCCGUUGUGGCUGGGCGCCAACCUUGCGGCCGACACGGCCCUGGCCAUCUACCUCGCCGCCUUCGCGGCUAGGUCGUGGAGCGACACGUUGCGCGACGGCUGUGUCCAGCGGGUCAAGCCGUCCAGCUGCCGCGAAGUCGCCGCGGUCCUGCAAGUCCUCGUGCGGGACGGCUAUAUCCUGUGCUUUGCGCUUGCGUUCACACAUUUUGUGCUGGCCGCAAAGCGCCUGCACGCUGUGUGGGAGGCGACCCGUCAGGCCGCCGCCGGCAGAUGGGACAGCUGGUCUGUGCCGGGCGGCCAGCUGACGUUUGAGUUCACCAUCAAGUUCCUGCGGCAGGGAGAAGAUGGGCCGCGGAUCGGGGGGUGA
Gaeumannomyces tritici R3-111a-1 is the source of this 720-nucleotide messenger RNA. RefSeq lists its product as hypothetical. The transcript is spliced from 3 exons. NCBI's taxonomy places the organism in Eukaryota, Fungi, Ascomycota, Sordariomycetes, Magnaporthales, Magnaporthaceae. The record is from RefSeq and is a predicted model, not a curated record. The coding region runs from base 1 to 720 and encodes 239 amino acids.